AUGGAAAACAUCCCACCCUGCUACCAGAAGGGCCAGCGUCUGACUCUCCAAGUUUCAGCAGACCAGGAGCCAUUCGAAGUUGUCAUCGAACGUGCCUACGGCACUUGGCGCAACUCGGUUCAACUCCUCGUCAAGGUCCUCGAAAAUGAUUCAGAUAUCGAGGUCACUGGUAAACUUGUCUUCCUCAAGCUUUACGACCGCCGCUUCUCACCAACCUUCCGUGAACGCUGGGAUGUCAAACCAUGGACUCCUGCGAUCGAGGAAGACCUUCUUGAAUUCUCCAUGGCCGGGUCGGCCCGUGACGCUCUCGACGCCUGGCGGGACAAUCCCCAGAUGGAGUAUGAUUUCUCUGCUCCCGAUUACCACAAGGAAGCCCUGAUCUCAGAGAUCAUGGCUGAGGAGUUCGAGAAAGAAUCUGAUGCUUACAGCGUCCUUCGGGCUCACCAGGGAAAGUUCAUCCCCCGUCUCAUCGCCAGUGUGAUGAUGCAAAUUGGUCCCGUUAGCAUGGUCGGCAACGAACCCCUCCCCCUUCUGGACGAUCCUUUGAUUCUCGGGCACUCUCCCGAGAUGUUCGAAAUCGACGGUUUCCUGAUGGUGUACUACGAAGGCUUUCCAGCCACUGAGAUUGCCUGCCAAUCCGACCCCGGCGACUGGCAGCACCUCAAAAACCGUUGCGUCGCUACUGUUGGCCACGUCAUGGACUCUGACGCCAUCCUCCACGAAGAUAUCCGGCCCAAGAAUGUGGUCAUCACCCCUGAUGAGCAUUGCGUCCGCAACUUUCGCAUCAUCAUGACCGACUUCCGUUCCACUCUGAUGCGCGACACAGAGACCGACCAGGAAUGGGCCGACAUGAAGAAGCGAUAUGAUGAGAAGGGCAUGAUGCAGGUGAAGCUCGAGAAUCCGCCACGCCCCCGCCGAGAUGUCGAGUCUCAGGGCUAUCGCUCUUACACUGCCUCCGCCUGGUGGAACUUUGAUGACUACGACAUCAUGACCCAGGAUUAA
Molecule: messenger RNA, 1002 nt
Organism: Clonostachys solani
Lineage: Eukaryota; Fungi; Ascomycota; Sordariomycetes; Hypocreales; Bionectriaceae
Source: the annotation of a GenBank genome assembly